This is a messenger RNA of Engraulis encrasicolus (European anchovy), 1885 nucleotides long. Its product is annotated as calcium uniporter protein, mitochondrial-like. Gene Ontology annotation, cellular component: mitochondrial inner membrane; uniplex complex. Bases 63 to 1085 code for a protein of 340 amino acids. NCBI's taxonomy places the organism in Eukaryota, Metazoa, Chordata, Actinopteri, Clupeiformes, Engraulidae. Gene Ontology annotation, molecular function: calcium channel inhibitor activity. Gene Ontology annotation, biological process: calcium import into the mitochondrion; mitochondrial calcium ion homeostasis. The transcript is spliced from 8 exons. The record is from RefSeq and is a predicted model, not a curated record.
UCUCUUUGAAAGCUUUUGUACUUCUGGCGGAUAUACUGUUGCCGAUUGCUGACGGCUGAAAAAUGGCUUCACUGGGGCGCGUCCUCACACUUCGAUUCGGCGGUGUCAACUACAGUCGGACCAUCCGUCCACUUUUAUCAGUAAGACUGAGGACGCCUGCCCUUCUGCCCACUGUGUUGUGCAGUUCUCUCCCAGAUCCCCCUCCACCUCCUCCAGUAAUUGAGGUUCAGCAUCGUUAUGGGCGGCCCGUGCUCCAGCUCAUGCUGCCGUCUCGUGGAGAGGCGUGUCGAUUCCCCCUCAGACCCAUGGUCAUGACCGUGGCUGACUUCCUGUCAGACAUAGAGAAGGAGGACUCCGGAGUCACGCACACCGCACUACUCACAUCAGAUGGAGAGAAGGUGUCCUCCUGUACGCUGAUGGACUCUGUCCUGGGCCAAAACUUCCAGCUGGUCAUCAAUGACACCACGUACAGCGUAAUCUCCGGACCCAGCGAUGAGCUGUGCCAUGAGCACCUGACGGGUCUGGAGGACGUGAAGCAGGUGGUCCAGAUGCUCUACUGCGCCCUGCACCUGCCCGACCACCAGAGGCUCAAGGAGAGACAGCUGCUGGAGAGACUGGACACACUCUCACAACAGCUGCAGCCAAUGGAGAAGGCUCGUGCACACCUUGAGUUUCGAGCAGAGAAGGAUGCCAGGCGUUACGUGUGGGGGGGCCUGGCCUACAUGUCCCUGCAGGGAGGCUUCAUGGGCUGGCUCACCUGGUGCGUCUUCUCCUGGGACGUCAUGGAGCCCGUCACCUACUUUAUCACCUACACCUGGAGCAUGGGCCUCAUGGCCUACUUCAUACUCACACAGCAGGGGCAGAACUCCAAUGAGCCCGUGUCAGCAUCCAAUCAGGAGUUCAUGUACGCCGACGCUAAAGAUCGCCACUAUCUCACCAGCCUCUACAAGGCCGCGGCCAGAGAGGGCUUCGACAUCAAACACUACAACCAGCUCAAGAAGGAGCUCAGCUCGGUGGAGUAUGACUUGCGGCGACUGAGAAAUCCCAUCAAGCUCCAGCUACCAGUGGAGCAGGUGCAGGACUGAGACGGACACAUACACACUCGCACUUGUAUACACACAUGCACACACACACACUCCCAUGCACAUACACACACACGUAAGUGCAGAACUGAGACGGGUACACACAUACACACACAGGCCAAAUAUAAUAUGGGCAAUACGCUCCCACCUCCCCCAUUCUCCCUUCCAUUGGUUGUAACAAGUCCCUAUGCGUCAUCAGUUAUAAUCCAGUGCCACAUAUUCCAAAUGACUUGGUUAUACCUGUCCAAUUCACCCAGCUGAUUGCCUGGUUGAAUGAACACCUGGUUGAAAUGGACAGGUCAAAUCACAUCAUUUGAAAUAUGUGGCACUGGAUUGUUAGCUAAAGACUCCGUGUUGUGCAUCACUGCUUAUGCUCCACAAAUAUGUGCCUUUGAUUAUAACUGGAGAUUAUUGAUGUCUGUUCUUAUUAUUUCAUUUAUGCAAUGCCACUAUUACAUUUUCUUUGUUACUUACAAACUUUAAUUUGUUUACUGUUUAGAGUUCUCAAAAUGGGGUUGCACCUUCUCACAUGGUGCCUGGGAGAGAUUACAGAAUUUGAAAACUGGAGCACUACUGCCUGUUACAAACCUUUACGUAAUGUCAUGUCAAAUGUUGUGUUUUUUUUGUUUGCUGUUUGUCUAUUUGUUACAGUCCUUUGUAUGUUUUUUGAUACAAGCUCUGUUUAUUUUUUACAAGCGCUUUUGUAUGUUUUGCUAUGAGCUUUAUAUGUGUUUUCUACCUGACUGUAGAACUUUUCAUGAUGCAGAAAUUAUUUAGAAAUAAAAAAAAAGCUAUUUUGCAAU